AUGCUCAACUUUCGGAGGCUCUUCGUCUCCGCCGCCCUCUUGCUCGGGCUGAGCUUGGUGCUCUUCUCCCGCCACGCUGAGGCUGCCAAGGGCCCCAAGAUCACACACAAGGUCUACUUCGACAUUGAGCAUGGUGACGAGAGCAUGGGCCGUGUCGUCAUCGGUCUGUACGGCAAGACCGUCCCCAAGACCGUCGAGAACUUCCGUGCCCUUGCUACAGGCGAGAAGGGCUUCGGCUACGAGGGCUCUACCUUCCACCGUGUCAUCAAGGACUUCAUGAUCCAGGGCGGUGAUUUCACCAAGGGCGAUGGUACUGGUGGCAAGUCCAUCUACGGCGACCGCUUCGAGGACGAGAACUUCAAGCUCAAGCACUCCAAGAAGGGUCUCCUGUCCAUGGCCAACGCUGGAAAGGACACCAACGGCUCGCAGUUCUUCAUCACCACUGUUAUUACCUCAUGGCUGGAUGGCCGCCACGUCGUCUUCGGCGAGGUCCUCGAGGGAUACGACAUUGUUGACAAGAUCCAAAACGUCGACAAGUCCUCCGGCGAUCGCCCGACAAAGCCCGUGAAGAUUGUCAAGAGCGGCGAGCUGGAGGUCCCCCCAGAAGGUAUCCAUGUGGAACUCUAG
Molecule: messenger RNA, 627 nt
Organism: Thyridium curvatum
Lineage: Eukaryota; Fungi; Ascomycota; Sordariomycetes; Thyridiales; Thyridiaceae
Exons: 3
Coding region: 1-627 (208 amino acids)
Biological process (GO): protein peptidyl-prolyl isomerization; protein folding
Cellular component (GO): endoplasmic reticulum; fungal-type vacuole
Molecular function (GO): peptidyl-prolyl cis-trans isomerase activity
Source: RefSeq, a predicted model, not a curated record